AUGAAGAAGAGGACAGUGUACGCUUGGGGGGUAGCCAUUCUCAGUUUUGUGGUGUUGAUGAUCGUCACUCCUGCCAUCCCUCAGUCUGAAGCUUACCACGAUUUCGCUGACCAACGCGAGUUUUUGGGUAUUCCUAAUACACUUAAUGUGGUUUCAAAUUUCCCUUUCCUUGUUAUUGGUCUCAUUGGUCUUGUCCUUUGCUACUAUGGGGAUUAUUUUAAGUUCAGCUUGCAAGGAGAGCUUUGGGGUUGGACGUGUUUUUACAUCGGUGUGGCUGCUGUUGCAAUCGGAUCCUCAUACUAUCAUCUGAAGCCAAAUGACGCUCGUCUUGUGUGGGAUCGCUUGCCAAUGACAAUUGCGUUCACAUCGAUCAUUGCAAUCUUUAUCAUUGAAAGGAUUGAUGAGCGGAAGGGAACAAUUUCCAUCAUACCCCUGCUUUUGGCGGGUAUUGUCAGCAUAUUGUAUUGGAGGUUCUUUGAUGACCUCCGUCCAUAUGCUAUGGUCCAAUUUCUUCCUUGCAUUGCGAUUCCUGUGAUGGCUAUAUUGUUGCCUCCAAUGUACACUCAUUCCACGUAUUGGCUUUGGGCAGCAGGAUUCUAUCUUUUAGCUAAGGUGGAAGAAGCUGCUGAUAAAGUGAUCUACGAUUGGACUCAUCAUAUUGUCAGUGGGCACACCCUCAAGCACUUGUGCGCUGCAAUGGUUCCUGUAUUCUUGACACUUAUGCUUGCAAGAGGACUGUUGAACCAGAGAGAAUCAGACAAAACUGCAUAG
Molecule: messenger RNA, 771 nt
Organism: Prunus armeniaca (apricot)
Lineage: Eukaryota; Viridiplantae; Streptophyta; Magnoliopsida; Rosales; Rosaceae
Source: the annotation of a GenBank genome assembly